UUCGUCUCUGUUCAAUCUGGUGUAUGUACAUAUUGGCAACCAUGUUUGAGCCGGAUGCACAAGCGUCUAUAGUUGCCGGCCUGCGGUUUAACUAAAAUGUCUAACGCUUUUCACGUAGUGGUUCCGUUUGACUUGACCGUGUACAGGAACGGGAACGUAGAAGUGGAAUUAAAAAGAUUCGUUUGGCUAAAAGAUUCUGUCCGUGACACGCAAGAUACAUCGUUGUUCUUAUCUCGGGCAGUAUGUAUUCGUCAGUCACUUAGCGCUCGACACGAAAGUCUGAUGUUUAUCGAGCAUGAAAAAUAAAACUUUUGUACGUAUAUAAUAGUUACUUGAAACAAUCAAUGUGUGCAUGAUAAAAUAAGAAUUUGUCAAUGACAGAAACAGAUACGGUUGAUUCUCUUCAAGAAGAAUCAAAAAAGAAAACUGUUGACACAAUGUCACAGUCGGAGGAUGUUUAUGCUCCAGAGGAACCAACACCAGACAUUCCGAUAUCCUUGCUUGAUAUACAAAUGCCAGAAACACCAGAAAGUACAAAAGGUCAGACCAGUGAUGGAGAUAUGCCCAGGUUGGAAAGUCCCAGACUGCUUAAGCCUGUACUAGGGAAAGUGCAAGCCAAAAAGAGGUUGAUGGCAUUUGUCAAUAAGUUCAAUGUCCUACCGAAGGUUCCAAAUAAAGCUGCAUUACUUCAAGCACACUCUGCUAAAGUAUCCAAGACUAAAUCAGGAGAUGAGAAAUCUUUGCAAAAUGAUUCGAGCACAAGUUUAAACAUAGACUCAGACUCUGCACAACAUUUCCAUAGUCGUCAUUCUAGCGGUGGUAAAUCUAAGAAAAAAACAGAAGAAAAAAUAUUAGCUAUUGAAGAAAUUAGGAGAGAAGAGUCUAAAAGUAAAAUGCUAUUGGCAGAAGCUAUGGCUGCAGCUAGCUUAGAGGAUGAGAAUUUUGUCAGUAAGAAUAGUCAGAAUUUAUUAGAAAGUGUAAAAAGCAUAAGAGAAAGAAAUAAACAAGAUGACAAUGUGUCUCGUAAAAGUGGUUCAAAAAAGACGACAGAGAACAAAUAUUCUGAGAGGAGACGGUAUGGUAGAGAAGAACGAAAGAUAAACAGGGAAUCAAAAGAUUACAAUGGCGGUAGAGGACGACAUUACAAGGAUAGGGAUCAGCGUAGGAAAGAAAAAGAUAAGAAAGACGAUAAGAAUAAACGAGACGAUGCCAGUAGAUAUGAAGAAAAUCGGGAUAGAAGAGAAGACGAGAGAGAUCGAAAAGAUGACGAGAAAGAUAGAUGGGAGGAAGUGAGGGAGAAAAAAAUAACAAAAGAGAAACGAGAAAGCAUUAGAGAAAAGAGGAGCCUUUCGAGAGAGAGAAGUUCAGAAGUUAGAGAUAAGAGAGAGAAAGAGAGAGACAAGGACAAAGGAAAAGAAAGAGAUAUAAUGAGUUUGUCUUCAUGGUUGGAGCUGAAAAAGUGUGGUAUAACGAUAGAUGACAUUAUAGACAUCAGAAAGCGCGAUUACUCGGACCGUUCAACAAAGAAUAGAACAGCCGAGGACUACGUUCGUCAUUUUGACCAAAUGCUGCUGUUAAGUGACUGUCGUUUAAAACGAUAUGCUUUCACUGCUGAGGGACUGGACGGGCCUAAAGAGUACCCGCCCGAGUCAGUGAAAAUGACGAAAAGAGGAAGACCUCAAGUGCUUUAUGCAGAGAAUCCUCGCUUGUCACUCUUUCUAAGUCACGGACAGAUUCUACAGAUUGUCGCCAGCGACCGUCGCGAGAAAAUCCGGGAGAUAUGUGAAGCGGAUAUUGCACGAGACACUGCAGAGGUUACCAAGAAGCCUGCACGUGUUCGUAACUGGUAUCCAAAAACAGGCUUAUGCAAGGACAGCGAAAAUGUCAAAUGGCAGUUCCCUGUCAACGUGCAAUUGCCUAGGUCAAAAUGGGACAGCGAGGAUGAGGAUAGGUUGUCCAACGAUGCGGAGCCAGAAGAAGAAGAGAGUGAAGUGAAAUCAAACAACGUAGACCGAGGUCAGGAGAUACUUUCUUCGCGUUCCAAUGUACUGGAAGAGGAGGCUAGAAACGAUAAGAAAAGCAUCAACGAAAGCACUGAGCCUUCCAUCGCUAAGGAUGUUAACAGUGACAAUAGACAAUCAACGUCUCCGUUGCUACAGUCUGCGGGUGACGAAAAACUAGCGUCGGAAUAUGAGCAAUUUAUGAAGAUGGUUUGCACCGAAAUUCCAACGUCAGAGGAAUUCUCUCCCAAAAUGGUUUCAACAAAGUCCACUACGCCAUUGAGCUACCACGAUUUCAACAUAGAGACUAAUUUACCAGAAGACAAUAACUUCGCGUUUGUAGAACGCAAUGAGAACCCAGAAAAGAGUAAUGCAGGCAAAGAAGAAACGCUCAGUAGUAAGGAGAACCGUCAGAACAUUGAAGUACCAGAAGUUGAAGACGACCAAGUAUCUUCAACCAGUUCUCACAUUCAAGUACAGGAACGUGAAGCAGCGGAUGAGAAGAGCGAAUCUGAUGAUUCUAGAUCGAUUCCUAGCGAUUGGGAGAACGUUCGAAUCAAAGUAGAGUGUUUGAGCGAUGAGAAUUCAGAUUCAAGGGAAAUACGGAAGAAGAAACGUCGGAAGAAGAUGGCUUCCAGUAGCGAGUCAUCCAGCACGACCAGUUCGUCAGACUCCGAGGAAGAAGUGAAGAAAAGAAGGAGAAAACGGAAACUGUCGGACGAUUAUUCCAGUGCGUCAGAUUCCAAUAGCAGCAGUAGCAGUAGCAGCGAUUCAUCUAGUUCAGAUGACAAACGGAAGAAGAGGAGAAAGAAGAAGCGGAAGGCUGAAAAAAGAAAGAAGAAGGCGAAACGAAUAGCCAAGACGAAGAAGAAGCGGAAAAGAAAAGUCAGCGUUGACUCUAGCAACAGUGAUUCGUCCGAUCACCAGAAAAAAAAGAAAGCGGCGAGUAAGAAGAUCAAAGAGAAACGGCAACACGUCGAGAAAGAAAAUGGGAACGAAGAUAUAAUUAAAGCAGUAGAAAAUUCACCUUUGCAGCCUUCCUCGCCGAUGAAGAAAAUUAAGGAAGAAAGGAAAGUCGAGUCUAGAAAGAGGUCCGCAGAGAAACACGAUAUUUGGAACAAAGAACAGGAACUGAUGCGAAACGUUAUUUCCGAUGAUAGUAACAAAGCUCAUAAAGAUGAAGAGAAAAGGAAUAAAACCGAGGAACGAUAUUUAGAGGAAUGGGAAGUAGAUUCUGUGAUAAUGACGCAACAAAAGGGAGAGAGGCUCGCAAAGAGUGGCAUGGAGAAAAUUGAGAAUGUAGAGGAUGAUUUUCGAAAGGUAGAUAAGAAAGAUGAACGGAUCAAGAAGGAGGGAAGAGGCAAGAAGGAUGAACGCUUGAAAGAGGAGUGUUUGGGUAUUUGUAAAGAGAUUGUACAACCUGGUACCCAUAUCGAGGAAGAGAUUGACUCAAAAAAGAAAAAGAAGAGAGAUAAAGAAAAAAAAGGAAGCAAUGAAUUUUUAGCCGAUUGGGAGAAACUGGAGAAACAGAAAAAGGAAAAAUGGGGAGAAACUGAAUUUGAUACACUGAACGUACUGUCUUUGACCCAACUUGAGAGAGAGGUGAGCAAAAGACAGUUGUUGGCAGACGAAUGGGAAGUCGAUAGCUUGGAAGCUGUGCCGGAUAUACUGGUUAACAAGAAGAAGUCUGCACGCAGUUCGAAGAAAGUAGAAAAAGAGGUUCGCUAUGACAAGAAAACAGACACGUACAUUUCGGUAGAUAAAGAGACUUCUAGGGAAUGCAAGAAGAGACAGGACAGACUGUCGGCGAUGAGAAUCUGGGAAGAGGAGCAAGAAGAAGGCGAACGAGAAGCCAUGCUCAUGGAACAGAAAAAUAAACGGAAAAGGGAUGACUGGGACAUAGAGGAGGAUACCUAUUUGCGUGAGAAAGGGGAACGCAAGGAGGACAUAGAAGAAAAUAUAUCCACGAUUGAUAGCAUUCAGAAGGAUAUAGAUGCUACCGUCGGUGAUGUGGAUGUUUGUAUGAAACAAGAUACAAUCGCUGCUAAAAAAGGCAAAAAGAGUCGCUGGGAUAUAGCGUCGCAAGCUGAGGAGAAGAUAGAGCUCAAAGCUCCUGUUAUGUGGGAAGAGGAAUGUGCCGAAUGGACAAAGCUAAAUAAAUUUGACCGUAAAAGUGAUAAGCUAGAGCGUGGUGAUAUCACCUUACCUAAAGCCAAAAUAAAAGAUGAAGACGUUGAUCAACAGUCAAGGAAGUCUGCAUCGAAGGGCUCAGAUUUUAUUGAUUUAUUUUCGAGGAAGUCUCAGGAUGACCUACUGGAGACGUCUUGGACCUCGGAAGAGCACGCAAGAAGCAAAUCACGUCAGAAAAGCGCGGAAAGCAACUCUCAGAGAGAUGCAUUCUUCAACAAGGAACAGAUCCCUCUAACGAGUAUAAAGGAACCACAAACUGCCGAGAAAUUGAAAGAUGUGUUUGAAAUCGACGUAAAAUUAGCUACAAAAAAUGUAGAAUUGUACAGCCCAAGUUCUCCAGCACCGUCUCAAAAGUCUGAGGAUGUGGAACAGUUUGGGAAUGACAAUUCAAGUUCUUUAAAUCUCAGAGAAAAUUUGAACCAAGACAAGUUGAAGAGAGAAAGUUCUGUAAUUGACGAGGACUCUAUUCCGAAUAUACCUCUCCAACUUAAAUAUCGAGAAGGAAAGUAUUCGAAGUCUUCUAUGAUGAAGGAAGAAUUCGAUGAGAUUCUAGGAAUGCACAUAGACGAUCAAUCAUCGCAGAAGAUGUUCUUGGGAAAAGGCGCUGAGACAUCUCUCGCCGACCUCCCUAUCAACGAACCGUGUCCUGAUAUUAACAGCUACAAACCAAUGCGGAUGGAUAUAUUCGCUGAAUAUGAAUCUGACGAGUCACGUAGCAAGUUGAGUACCAAGAGCGCUGAGGCGGUGGCAUCCAAUAGUUCUAAAGGGGAGGAAUCUGCAGAGGGAAAAGCAGCUUUGAAGCUAAUCCCUAAACAGCUGCUUAUACGUCGCAACAACGAGCGUGUAAAGACAAAACUGAUCUCGGACGAUCCUAUACAACAUGCUGCUGCCCUCCUGACGAUCCAGAAGAAGCUUCGAGAAUCCCAUGCUGUGAGGAAUGACAUGCAGAAUGUGUCUUGCGAAGAUCCUGCUAGCGAAUUCAAAAUUGAAUCCGAGAAGAUGGCCACCAUAGAGGCGACAAUUGCUAAUAUUGUUUCUGUCGAGCAGACUGUCAAUACAGAUGUUAAAAUGGAUUCCAAAGAUUUAUCUGUGACAGAGAAAACAUUAAUUAUAACUACAUCAGAAUCAUCAGGAACCGUGAAGCUUGAUUUUAACCACAGCGAAGAGUACAAGUCUAACGAGAAAGAGAGCAGCAAAGAGGAGGAGCUGAAAAAAUCUAGGUUCAACGUUAAGGACAUCGGUGAUACCGAGACUCCGGUUAAAUCGCCUAGCAGAGAGCAAAGGAAGAGAAGUCCGAGUAAGAAGGAGAGCGAGAAACGAACCAGCGAUCGUAGUAAGGAAAAGAGGGAUAAGAAGUUUGAUGAUAGAGAGAGGAGUGAAAGAAGAGACAGUAGAAGUUCGAAGCAAGAUUACCCUGAGAAAAGGAGAUCCAGUCCAUCGAAUAUUCGCAGGAGACGGAGAAGCGUCAGUCCACGGACAUCUUGGGAAAGAGAGAGAAGUCGCAGCGAUAGCCACAGUCGUAGUUGGAGUAGAAGUAGAAGCAAGAGUCCAAAGAGGAAAGACGGAUCUUUCUCGAGUCGAGAUAAAAGAAGUAACAGACUCGACGAGGAAAGAUGUAGGUCUAAAACAGACGACAGGAGGGAAAGGUCCAACAGAACUCCUCCCAGGUCUAACACUGCCUCGUAUAAUAAAGAUCACUUCAAAAAGUAUGGUUCUUCCAAAGACCGAGAUGAUUGGAACAGAAGAAAGUAUGGCUCUAUGGAAAGAGACAGAGAUAAGGACGGAAGACCAUACGAUCCCAUGGAGGUUUUGAGAGAAAGGAACAUAGAUGUCGAUAGGAAUAGAGAAGGUAGAUUUCGAGGUGAUGAGACAGACAGAUCCUACUGGCCCUACGAAUCUGAAAAUAUCCUACGAGAUGGGAACGAAUCGUUGGAGUCCUAUCCCAAUGGUCAAGAUUUGGAUCUUGACUAUGAAGAAAAGAUCUAUUAUAGAGAUGACAGUAUUGAAAGGGAUAUCAUGGAAGGUCCUCUUCGAUCCGCAUCUAAGUUCACACCGCAAAGACGAAGCAAAUCUAGCUCGAGAAGGGAGAGACAAUGGGAGAAAGAUAGAGAGUCGGUAGAUUUAGAUAGACACGGUCACCCUAGGAGACCAGAAAAGCAGGUCUCGCUAAGAGGUCGUUCUCCUCGACCAAGACGUUCUUCGCCGAGGCUGUCCCACGACCGUUUCAGACGUGGAUCGAGAUCCCGGUCCAGAUCAUGGUCUAGAUCGAGAUCUAGAUCUAGAACACGGUCGCGUUCUCGAUCAACAUCGAGGUCCAGGUCAAUGCGAUCGAGAUCACGAUCAAGAUCCAGAUCAGGAUCACGAUCGCGGACCAGAUCCACUUCAGGGUCCAGACUAAGGAGCCCGGAUCAUGGUUUAAGGAUGGCAGAACGAUUGCGCUCGUCCAGAUCACCCUCUGUGGGACGAGGCAGAGUCGGCGAAAGCUCGAGGGAAAGGAAGGAUGAACACGAUAAUAGAAAGCUAGAUAACUGCGGCGAAAGGGGUAGACGCAUUGAAACGAUCGUUCAAUCUGUUUCCGGGCUGGCUAGAGACUCAGCCGUGUUAAACACGGAAAUGCACAUGGCUGACAAUAUGGAGACGGUCGCGGCUGGUUUCCAAUAUCCUAACGAGAACGAAGUUGGAAACGAGUACUAUUAUAGCGAGAAUAACUUGACCUAUCCUCCGUGCAUUGACGACUCAGCUACGAACUCGCCGAAACGUUUGUCCCUCGACGAUAGGUUGGAACUCGAACUAGGAAUUAAAAAGCAACAGGACAGUGCAGGAGUGGCCUCUGAUUAUCCUGAUAACUUUAAUUCUACUGUCUGCUAUCCAUCCUCACCUCAGCAGCAACAGCAGAUGCUCUACCGUCAACAACCUACGGUGUUACAAGUGGGCAACGUGUUGCAAGUCGUGCCAGCAGAUUUCAAUGGAGUCCCGACAACGCACAGAGAACCUACGAGUUCUUCAACGGCUCCGAUAGUGAGAGGUUCCAGUCAGGUAGUACGUGUAGGUAAUGUCCUGCAAGUAGUACCUAUGUCAUUAGAUUGGAGUGGCGGACAGCCCUCGUCGGUGGAGCAACCAGGAGGGAUAAUGUACUCCGCGGCAGUUCCACAGCCUUCUCCAGUUCCAUCAGCCUCUAUAUCCGUACCUGUUCCAGUUCCUGUACCCAUGCCCGUGCCUGUACCCUCUAUAAGUUCAUCCACGCCUGUGCCUGCACUGUCUCCGGUCGCAUUGCCACUUUCCGUUCCUGUACCGGUCCCCGGACCUGUUCCGCUGCCUGUGACACCAGCGACGUUCCCUAGAACCGAAGUACCAACGCCGAAAACACCAGUUCAACCGGUGUACAACUAUGAAGUGAUAUUAGAAACUCGACGCAAGGAAAGGGAGGAACGCAAGCGAUUGAGGGAGAUGAGAAGGAAGGAGAAAGAGCGUAGACGGAUAGAGAGAAUCAACCGACGCGCACUUCGGAUGUUAGAGAAGAGUACGCGUCAGACUGACAGCGGUCAAUUAAAGACUUCGAGUCUGGAUCCUGCAGUGUUGAAAGCUCUUCGUGAAACGGAUGAGCAAGUCGAAACGGAAGAACAACCUGUCGCUGUAACUUCUGAGAAAGAAGAAGAUGUAUCCGUUGCUGCAUUAUCUGCUUCAACAGAGGAGGAAGACGUGCCUGUUGAUGACGAUGAAGAGGAAGAAGAGGAGGAAGAACCCGAAGUGGAGGACGACGAGGAAGAUGAAGAGGACGCAGAAGAGGAUGAAGAAGAGGAUGAAGAAGACGAGGAAAAGUCGUCCUCAAAGAUGACUAAUCGACGCAGCGAAAUAGACGAUACUGUUGUACCGACGACUUCUGAAACGAGCAAAGUCCACAUUGAGACGGAUUCGAAAGAUUGGCCGGAAUUACCUCCACCUCCUCUUAAAGGAAUCUUAGUCGCUCCAGGUUUCAGGAGAUCUUUGGUACCUAAUGGUAAUCUAGAUGAUCUAUCCACCCCUGAAAAUGAGAGUGACGACAGUGCAGAGAGAGAAGGAGCGGACACAGACAAAACCAAUGAGUGUAGUAAAGAGGAGAUCGGUGAGAAUAAGUUGAGCAAGUCGAAGGCUCAAGUCAAAACCAAGUCAAAAUUGCUAAAGCUGAGCAUGAGGAAACAGAGGAGCAAGAAAUCAGUUCAAUUCGCGGACGGAAUCAAGCCAGGAGAGGGUACGAGUCCUAGUGGAGGUGAAGGGGACAUGCCAUCUCCUCCGCCUCCUACAGCUGCGAUCACUCGGGACGGGGUUCGCGAGGUACGAAGAUCUAGUUCCAGAAAGAGCAGGAAACAGGAGAAGAGGAGUCGACCACCCAAGGCCAAGAAAAAAGUGAAGGUGAAGAUUAUAAAACUGAAGAAGCCACGCGUCACGCCCUUAACGGCGAUGAUGAUGGACGACUCGGAUGAGUUGGAUGACCGCUCUCCGCCACCACCGCCAGCAGGUUCUCCACCACCGCCACAUCUGUGGCCCAGCUAUCUUUCAGCUUACAAUUCUAUCACUCGACCCAGCGAAGCUCAAUCUACAUCGUCUGCAGUUUCCAAUGCUGUUCAAGCUCCUCCACCACCCACGCCCUUGCCUCUUCUAAUUCCUCCACCUCCUCUAAAUUAUACGAUACAACCUUGUAGCAAAGCAUAGGACAGUACCGUUCAAUGAGCAUUAUGGGGCUGCUACUUACUUCGUUAAGUCAAGCCUCCCAUUCUAUCUUCUUUAAACGUCGGGUCACCAGGAUUAGCAGUUUCUGCAGCAUCGAAUAAUUGAGAUGUUUAUUUUGGUGACAUCACGAUUUAUGGAGAGGCGUUGAAUCCUAUAUAAAUGCAAUAGAGCGUAUAAAGGGUGAUACAAUCAUUCAAAGGGUCCCACGGAUGGACAGCGCUAACGUUAGAUGUUUUUUUACAAUCGUCCUCUGGUGCUAAUCCUCGGCUAGUGUAAUCUCAAAAGAAACUGCUUUAGGAUGUAGCGCGAAAACAUUGUUAACUUUUUGAAUCAUGAAAAUCGUUAUAAUUGAGUUUCCAAGUAUGGUUUACGAUGGGGAUUAGACUGAUGGACACUACACUAGCUGCGGGUUAAGUUUCAUGACUAUAAAUGGCCAUAUCACCAGAUGGAUUUAGAUUAAACUUAUUAAGCGAACAAUACAAACUCGUUUCUCUAUUGACAGGAAGGGAACGAAGCCUGUCGAUAAUUCUUGUCGUUACUAUAACUGUAUUCGAAGUAGCUUCCGAAAUAGGGAUUAGAAGAUAUUGAAAACACGGGGUAUAGUAUCAAUAAGAAUCAUUUCGAGAGUAUUGAGGUGGCCUUGAUAGAAAGGCGUCAUAAGACGAUUGUAUCCAAGCCCGAGACUUACGGGAAACGAUGUAUUAUUAGCGAUAAAGAUUCUCAUCAUUCUCGCUUCUUGUAAAUAGCUUUACUCUUCGUGUUCGUCGUCAUCGAGAGGCGAAGAGUUCGCGCGCGACAGAAUUGUCCAUUGCGUCCAGGUCUCGACGAAUUCACGUUACGUUUCAUAUAUUUUCGAUACGAAGAAAUUAACAAAGAUAGAGGGAGGGAGAAAGAGAGAAUCGUGUACAAUGAAAAUUGUAAGCUUAACACGAGGUGUAAUUUACAACGAGGGACUCGGAACUUUCAGACCGAUUGUUAAUAAUAGCGAUUACAUUGUUAAAAAUGUAACACGCAAGAGGCAGAUUUAUCAUUGUAUAUUUUACUUUUGUAGUUUUAUCACGGACUGUCUUCAUGUUAGACAUAGUUCAAAAAUGGGUCUUAAUGCAAUUAUCUUUCGUUUCUUUUUUUAUCGACAUGUUUAUCAAAUUUUCAUCCUUUUCGUUUAAUUGAAUCCACAAAUCAGUCUUAACACAAUUAUCUUUCUUUAUCGACACGUUCAUCGUACUUUAUUUUUUUUCUUUUCAUUUAAUCGAGUCUACAAAUCAGUCUGUACAUAUGUGGACAGAUAGACUAGUAUAAAAUUUCGUGUUAAUCGACGAGCAAGGCAAAAUAUUAAAACUGAGCUUAAUCAGUCUAGUUCUUUGGAAUUCUUAUAUUUCUUGUACAUAAUCUCGGCCGAUCAUUGUUUAGCGCGAUCUUUUCGUUUCAUUACGUGAAUGUCUUUCUGCUUUACGCAAGACGACACAUUUCCCGCCUUCGAUCAGAAAGACGUUUAACUGCCCGUUAAUUAUCUGAAUUCUCACGACUUUUUGAAAAGUGUCGAUUUGUAUUAAAAAUAAACACUAAUUCUUUUAAUAACA
Molecule: messenger RNA, 10477 nt
Organism: Megalopta genalis
Lineage: Eukaryota; Metazoa; Arthropoda; Insecta; Hymenoptera; Halictidae
Source: RefSeq, a predicted model, not a curated record